Messenger RNA from Teleopsis dalmanni, 1684 nucleotides. RefSeq names its product geranylgeranyl transferase type-2 subunit alpha (gene RabGGTa). Gene Ontology annotation, biological process: protein geranylgeranylation. Bases 97 to 1572 code for a protein of 491 amino acids. Gene Ontology annotation, molecular function: Rab geranylgeranyltransferase activity. The transcript is spliced from 2 exons. The record is from RefSeq and is a predicted model, not a curated record. Lineage: Eukaryota; Metazoa; Arthropoda; Insecta; Diptera; Diopsidae. Gene Ontology annotation, cellular component: Rab-protein geranylgeranyltransferase complex; cytoplasm.
CUGAUUUCAGUAUUAGUCACUAGAAUUUUAAAAAAUUUCUUAUGCUCUUUAGAUUUCUGGGUGAAGUUCUAUAGAAAUAUAAUAGUUUAACACAAAAUGCAUGGACGGCUUAAGAUACGAACUUCUGAGGAAGAAAAACAACGAAAGAAAAAGGAACAAACAUUAAAAGUAAGGGCUUACAAAGCCGCUAUGGUCAAAAUCCAGUCUAAGCGGCAGAAAGGAGAAUUAGAUGAUGAAAUGCUGCAAUUAACUUCUCAAAUAUUAUUACGGAAUCCAGAUGUUUCUACUUUAUGGAAUAUUAGACGUGAGUGUCUGUUAUGUAUGUUUAAACAAUAUGAAGACGAUAAGGAAAAACUGCAAAGCAUAUUUGAUGCCGAACUUUAUUUGACCGAGCAAUGUCUGAUGGUAAAUCCAAAAUCAUAUGGGAGUUGGCAUCAACGAUGUUGGUCACUUGAAAAUAAUUCAGAAGCAAACUGGGAACGUGAGGUGCAAUUAUGUAAUAAGUAUUUAAAACUCGAUGAACGUAAUUUUCAUACAUGGGAUUACAGGCGUUUUGUUGUAGCCAAAGCCGGUAUAGAAAAAAAGCAGGAACUAGAUUUUUGUACUGAAAAAAUUCGCGUAAAUUUCUCUAAUUAUUCUUCUUGGCAUUAUCGAAGUCUUUUGCUGCCAGUUUUGUAUCCAUAUGAGGGUGUUGCUGUACCUAAACGACCAAUGAGUGAGUUGCAGUUAAAAGAAGAGCUAGAAAUGGUAUUAACAGCUGCAUUUACGGAUCCCAAUGACAGUAGUGCUUGGUUUUACCAACGAUGGUUAUUGGGUAGUAGAGAAUUUGAUAUCUGUGCUUUCCGUUGUGAUUCAAGUAAGGCUGUACUAGCUUUUACUAGUCCUAUUAAUGGAUCCAACAUUCAUGUUACUAUAUCAAACAAACAAAAAGAAACCGUUGCAAAUAUUAGCAAUUGGUGCGCACCAAAUGGCACUAAUAUUAGUGAUGUUUGGACUGUUACGCUAAAUGAUGAUAUUUGUAAAAAUGAUAUAACAAAUUAUUGUGAUGCUGCAAUAGACAUUCCUGGAACAAUUAAUAAAUUAUUGUCACUUAAGCUUUAUAACAGUAGUUGCUAUUAUUUCACGCCACCAAAUCGUACUACAGCUUAUACUCCAGCCGUGCUUGAAGAACUUGAAAGUCAAUUGGAAUCGUGUAAUAGUCUUUUGGAGUAUGAACCAGAUAGUAAAUGGACUUUAUUAACGUCUGCCCUUCUUAUGCGUGCGAUAGACAAUCAAAAGUAUCAUAAGAAAACAUUGGAAUAUAUUGCAAAACUGCAAACAGUAGACUCACUUCGAAAAGGUUAUUAUAAAGAUCUAACUACUAAGUGGAUAUUAGAACAGCUACUGCUAGAAUGGUCAAGUUCCGCUCUUAUGCCUAAUAAAAUCGAUUUACAGGAACAAACGCAACUAACUGCAAUUGAUUUCACGCAGUACUUUUGUAUCGCCGAUGAAGUUCUGCUGCCCAGCUAUCUUAGUGAAAAUAAAUCGGUGAUUGAAAGAGUUAAAUCAUUUGUGACCCUGUUUGAGGUAUAAGCAUAUGUAUUUGGAAAGCCAGAAAUAAAAGUUCUAGGAUCAUUGCUCAGUUUAAUACGUCUUCCUCCGUCGCCACUGUGUGUUACUUCAACUAAGACUGGUCCCUCGCGAU